This is a messenger RNA of Manihot esculenta (cassava), 770 nucleotides long. Its product is annotated as 14 kDa proline-rich protein DC2.15. The transcript has a single exon. Lineage: Eukaryota; Viridiplantae; Streptophyta; Magnoliopsida; Malpighiales; Euphorbiaceae. Bases 253 to 573 code for a protein of 106 amino acids. The record is from RefSeq and is a predicted model, not a curated record.
ACAAUUAAAUAGAAUCAUCUUGCAUGAAUGAAUGCCAGUUGUGCCAUGCAGGCUGCAAUAAUACACCCAGCCUUGCAAAUUUGCGAUAUUCUCACACCAGAUGGAUCAUGCUUCGAGGCAUUUACAACUGAUGAAGCAAGCCACGCAGAGCCUAAUCCACCUCUAUAAAUGCCUUUAAAUCCACUCUAUUUCUCAUCACCUUUUCAACACAACAAAGCUCAUAUCUCAGACCCUAUCCAAGAAUUUUGAGAAAUGGCUUCAAGAGCUGUAGCCUCCAUUGCCUUGCUCCUCUCCCUCAAUCUCCUCUUCUUCAGCGCAGUGAGAGCUGCCACUUGCCCCGUUGAUGCCUUGAAGUUCAAAGUGUGUGCCAAUGCGUUGGGGCUCAUUAAAAUCCCACCAGAUGCUCCUUGCUGUAGCCUCAUCGAAAAUCUUGUUGAUCUUGAAGCUGCUCUUUGCCUUUGCACUGCCAUUAAAGCUAAUGUCUUGGGCACUGACCUCAAAGUUCCUCUCGAUUUGAGCUUGGUCCUCAACAAAUGCAGCAAGAAAGUUCCACAAGGAUUCAAGUGUCCAUAAGCUCAUUCUAUUUCAUUUAUUUCUCUUCCUUCAGCUUUGGGAUUUUUAUUAAUAAUUUGGCAUAUUCCACAACCGAGAAGGUUACUGCAAUUGCUGUGACGCAUGUUGAGAAGGCUUUUGCUUUUUUCCUCAACUGCUGUAUUCUUUUAUCGAAUCAUCCAUUUUAAUUGAAUUCAAAUAAAAAUUGCGAUUUAUUU